CAUGGACAAAACAUGUUAAUUCUAUACCAUUAUUAUUCAGAAUAAUCAAAAUUAUUCUAAAUUUCAUUAUGACCACAUCCGGUCCGGCCUCCGCCGGAUGCUUGUGUUGUUGCCUAAUAAUAAGCUGGAUCAUCAAGAUCAUAAUCACCAUAUCCAUCGUCAUCGGCCUAGCCCUCCUCUUCUUUUGGAUCAUAGUCAACCCACACAAAAUGAAGAUCCAAAUUGGCGAGGCCUCUCUUGCCCAGUUCAACUUCACCACUACAAACGAUACUCUUUACUACGAUCUCAACUUUGAUGUUGCAAUCCAAAACCCUAACAAGAUGAUGGGAUUUUUCUACGACAUGGUCGUUGUUGCUUCUGAUCAAGAAAACAAUUACGUUCAUUCUAAAUGGGAAGUGUUCUACCAAGGCCGUAAGACCACUACUACUAUGCUGUACAACUUUGCUGGAAAGAGAGAGCUUUACUUUGGAGAUUCCAAUGAACGGUCCAGAUUCAUUAAGAGGUUUGAAGAGGAGAAGAAACGUGGGAUGUUUGUUAUUAAUGUUAAGAUAGAGGAUUUUCGAGUGAGAGUCAGAUUGGGGAAGAUUCGGAUAGGUGUUUUCCAGCCCAAGGUUCGGUGUGAUCCAUUGAAUAAUGUUGCUUUAUUAAGUGAUCAUAAUAUGGGGAAAAAAGCUACUCAAAAUAGUGUUGAGUGCCAAGUUCAAUUCAAGGCAACCUCAAUCAUGGAACCUCUAGAUUAGAUAUUUAAUUGAUAGCUUUAUUCAUGUUUAAUUACGAUCCAUGCCCUUCCCUGUAAUCAAUUUGUUCAUAUAUAUGAUGUUUCUCUCAUCAAUUUGUUCGUAUAUGUUAAUGUGUUUGGUGUUGUAUAUAUAUAUAUAUAUAUCUCGCAAUAUCUUUGAUAGAGUG
Molecule: messenger RNA, 906 nt
Organism: Cannabis sativa
Lineage: Eukaryota; Viridiplantae; Streptophyta; Magnoliopsida; Rosales; Cannabaceae
Product: NDR1/HIN1-like protein 10
Exons: 1
Coding region: 69-740 (223 amino acids)
Biological process (GO): defense response to other organism
Source: RefSeq, a predicted model, not a curated record